Gadus morhua (Atlantic cod) is the source of this 4664-nucleotide messenger RNA. RefSeq names its product GTPase HRas. Gene Ontology annotation, biological process: signal transduction. The record is from RefSeq and is a predicted model, not a curated record. Gene Ontology annotation, molecular function: GTP binding; GTPase activity. The transcript has 6 exons. The coding region runs from base 908 to 1477 and encodes 189 amino acids. Gene Ontology annotation, cellular component: membrane. NCBI's taxonomy places the organism in Eukaryota, Metazoa, Chordata, Actinopteri, Gadiformes, Gadidae.
UGGCACCGUUGUGUGGUGUGUGGUCCGGGGAUCGACGGGGAUCGCCGACCCUCACUUUAGAUGUUAUUGUGCCACCGACCUAGGAGCGGUCUGCUCGGACUAUAGCCUCAUAACUCAUGGCAUGGAGUAAUGUGGUUCCUCAGUGUGGAGCUGGGCGAUCCCAUGGUGGAUCAUGAUCAGAAGCAGAUCAGAGGUCUUCUGGACGUUCAGCCCUUUAUUUUUCUAUCCUUUGGUGGCGAUUCGUCUGAGUUAGGGUGUGCACAACUUGGCCAACGAGGCGAUCAUACGUCGGCGUUUACCCCUCCCUGUCUGCUCUCAUUUAGAAAGUAAAACCGAAUGCAUAUGCAUAGACGCCUGGGUGGGAGACGUCACGUCAAAUGUGAACAAUACACCGGAAUCGUUUUCCAAUGCAUAAGCGAAGUAGUGCAGUAGUGUUGACGAGAGAGCAGGGUGACGCCCCGUCACACGGAGGACGGCCGAGCGCAGCACUGCGGAAGUUGCAUUCCAGUGCAAGGCGUUAUUGGGACCUCGGUGAAUACUAUCUUGCUGGAAGCGUUCACUUGCAAUGCACAUGCAAUGCUUUCCACUUGUUUUGCACAAAAGAGAGCAACACAUAGUGGCGUGUUCAUAUUGGGGUUGUGGGAGUUGGGGAGUAGGGGCAAUGCAACAGCGUAUGACCGGCUGCUUGGGCAUUUCCUCGGGGGAACUAGACGCAUCGUUUUGGGUGUUGCUGUGGAUGCUUUUGUUUGAUGAAUGUCAAAUCGGUGUCUGAUGACAAGUCACUGUGAAUACAGUGUAGGAUGAGUGCCGAAUCGACUACGUUAGGUGAACUGUCUGCUGUCACGGCAAUGGUGAUCAACAACAACGCUCGGGAGAGUGGUGCGCGUGGCCAGAAGCAGCGGUGAGGAUGACGGAGUAUAAGCUGGUGGUAGUGGGAGCAGGAGGUGUGGGGAAGAGCGCUCUGACCAUCCAGCUCAUCCAGAACCACUUUGUGGACGAGUACGACCCAACCAUCGAGGACUCGUACCGGAAGCAGGUGGUGAUAGACGGCGAGACGUGUCUGCUUGACAUCCUGGACACGGCUGGCCAGGAGGAGUACAGCGCCAUGCGGGACCAGUACAUGAGGACCGGCGAGGGCUUCCUCUGCGUCUUCGCCAUCAACAACACUAAGUCCUUUGAGGACAUCCACCAAUAUAGGGAACAGAUCAAGCGGGUGAAGGACUCGGACGACGUGCCCAUGGUCCUGGUGGGCAACAAGUGCGACCUGCCGGCCCGCACGGUGGACACCCGGCAGGCCCAGGAGCUGGCCCGCUCCUACGGCAUCCCCUACAUCGAGACCUCGGCCAAGACGCGACAGGGAGUGGAGGACGCCUUUUACACAUUGGUUCGGGAGAUUCGACAGCACAAGCUGAGGAAACUCAACCCGCCCGACGAGAGCGGCCAGGACUGCAUGAGCUGCCGCUGUGUGGUGUCAUGAUGCACUGAAGCUCCCCCCGGGAGUGGCCGGGCGAGGGACAGACGUUCCCGCGCGUGGACGUGGCAGCAUGGACUCCAGAACGGCUAGCUUACACCGCCCUCGUGAAGAAACGUUCUGGGAAAAACCUGAGGAGUAGAAAGGACCCUCACAGAAGCAUACUCACAAACAAAAAAAAGAAAAAGAAAACGAAAGUACACACAUGUAAAAUAUCGACGCCAGAACUGAUUGUACCCAUGAGAACUUUGUACUAUGGAACGGACGAAACUGGUUUGUGUUGGCUGGCAGUUCUAGAACCCCCCCCCCCCCCCCCCCCCCCCCCCUAGCCACAACCCUACGCCCACCACCCGGCCCUGCUUUCUAGUCCAUGUCUGCCCAGGAGCGUUGCCACAACGAACUCCAGCCCACCCCCACCCCCCCCUCCCCCUGUGAUGUCAUGGGCAGCUCCACAGGAUCCUGCUAACUUAUUGUUUUACAGUCUCAACACUGGUGUUUUUGUUUUGGUGGUUCGGAAGAGGAUAUCGGCAACAACACACACACGCACGCACACAAUCACGCACACACACACACACACAUACACACACACACACACACACACACACAAACACACAGACACACAGGUAGAAGCGUCAGGCAAUGGGUCUACUGGACAGGCCUGUGACCGUGAGGGUAGUGCCUCCCUCAGCCAACCUGCCUCACCCCUGACACCCAGACGUCUCUCUCUCUGUGUUGUCCCCCACCCCUGUCUGCCCUGGAAGGGGGUGGGCAGAGUCGGCUCUGAGUUUGGCCAGACACCAGACACUGUGGUCGUCUGACACUCGGUUCAUCCAUAGAAAAACAUAUGACCAUCUGUCUGAUCAUAUGGAUCUGUUUCUUUGUAAAAUGGACCUCCUUCGCAUCGCUUGAGGUUUGGAGAUUAAUUUCAUCAGGACGGCGAAAGAAAAAGGCCUAAUUUCCAGAUUUAUUUUUUAAUUUCCAGAUUUUUAUCAAUUCAUUUUUUCGGUGAGAUAUGCUUUUGAGGUGGAUAUACUGGUUGUCAUAGAUACAGUUUCAAAGUGUAUGGACUUUAAUUCCCGUAAUUAAGAUUCUCCCUUCAAGAUUCACACUGGUCUAGCCAGGUGUGCGCGCUAACGUGUUUGUAGACUAAUUAUCGUAAAGGCUUGUGUGUGUGUGUGUGUGUGUGUGUGUGUGUGUGUGUGUGUGUGUGUGUGUGUGUGUGUGUGUGUGUGUGUGUGUGUGUGUGUGUGCGUGCGUGUGUGUGUGAGAUCUGGUGCAAUAGCAUUGUUUACUGUCCUGAGGUCAAGGGAUCUGGAAUAAACCAUCUCUUCUCCCAUUUAGUUAUUUUUCUCAGUGUGUUUUUUGCUUUGGUUUUGGGUCUUCACUUCCUGCGAGCGUGCAGAGGUACAGGACAUGACAUCACCUGCUGUGACAUAGACUGUUUCCAAACCGUCUGCCUUUCUGAACGACGCCAUGCCAACACGACCGCUCAGACAAAAGACUGUGACUUAAACCAGGAAAGCGACCGUUGUGGUUCCCUCCUGCUUCUCUUCUGUCCCUCCUUCAUCUAGAUGCGUGCACGAUGAGGAAUCUUGUGUCGGACCACAAGGUAAAACCGCACGGGCAUUAGUCGGCUUUUAAGGCUCAGGAAUUCUUUCGGGUCAAGAAAAAAAGUCCCAUUAGUCCUUUUCGUGUGUUUUUGGGGCUGCCCUUAAACCCGAGGGCAGGCCUGUCAUCAGCACUGGGGGGUGGGGAAAACGACCUCUGUUUUAUUUUUUUCUGCCACACACCACAAUACCCUCAAUCUGCUUCUCUCUGUCUGCAACGGCCACCCGGGCUCACCAGAGGAACCGCAAUUCAUUGCUGCAAGAUCUCUUUGGGGAUGGGUGUGAAAUACUGUGUGAUGGAUUUUUUGAUCAUGGGGUGUGCACUGCUUUAUUUUUUAACAUUGACUAACCUGUCCGCCUCCUGGGUUCAUCUGCUCACUGCCUCCAUGUCGGUGGUGGUUCCUUUCUCGUACGGGUUGGUGACUCGGUACCUCACAUAGGUGCGAACCCCGCUCCGGGACUAUAUGGCUGUGUGCUCUGUGUUGUAUCUGUUGGAUUCUGUGUAUGACUGGAAAGGUGGAUAAGUGGGAGACCUGCACUGUACAGUAUAGUAUUAACGUCUAAACAAAGAAAAGAUCUCUACUAAGCCUUCAAUACACCAAUAGAAAGGGGUCAAUAUUUCCUGGGCCAUUCUUUUGUGUUUUGUAGUUUAAAGAGCGAUAGUAUGAGAAUCUCUCAGAGUUGAUCCGAAAUAAAUAUGGGGAAAAGGGGAUUUUUGGUUAAUCACGUGCAACUUCUGACCCGUCGACUUUUUGUUAGGAUUUACAGAUGAAAGCCCUUGUCAUUUUAUGUACUCAUAAUAAUAUAGUUGAAUGCGUCUUGUAGGCUGAGGGGUCGUGGAGGUGUCGUCAAGCAGGAGUCUGUCUCGGUUAGAAUCUGAUUUGUACAGAAAAGAAAAGCUUGUCCCACUACAAAAAAAGACUUUAAAACAAAUCAUCCACUAAUUCUGUACAUCGUGAAGACUGUGAUAAUGUUGUCUUGCUGAGUGUUCUGUGAGGUUUUGUCAGCCGGGAUGUAAAAUGAAAGGUCUCUUGAUGGAUUUCAGUACUGACGGACGAUUCAGCAAACAAAAAAGCCAUGUGUUUAAAUUAAUUUACACAAUCUUAAAAUGAUGGAUUUCUUUCGACAUUCCUAAAUGUAUAGAUUAUGAUUACAUUUUUUAAAGGCCUUUUAAAGUGAGUUCAAAUCGGUUCAACUUUCUCCCCAGAAAAACGAUUUUGUGUUAACAUAGGCCUACUGACAGCCAUGUCAUUUUUACUUGCUUAUCUUUAUAAAGUAGAACAGACACAAAUCUAUGCAUUAAAUUCCCAGUACAUUAGAGAUUUUAUUGUCGUUGUUGCAACCGGAACACCCAGCCAGAAAACCACUGCUAUAUUUGGGCAAGCAUGGCUUAGACUAUAUUAUGGACCAUUUGGGAAUUUGCACAAGGUGGUCUUGAGGGCUUGUUUCUCCCUUGCAAACUGUGGAAAGAGGAAAUGUCAAAGGAAUUUGGGAAACUGUCAACUGUUAACUAUUUAAGAUGUAUUUACUCUUUAACAUUGUGGCAAAUGUAUUGCAGGAAAGAAUUAAAGAUGUCAAAAAAUGAA